This is a messenger RNA of Capsella rubella, 1316 nucleotides long. RefSeq lists its product as uncharacterized. Lineage: Eukaryota; Viridiplantae; Streptophyta; Magnoliopsida; Brassicales; Brassicaceae. The coding region runs from base 61 to 1146 and encodes 361 amino acids. The record is from RefSeq and is a predicted model, not a curated record. The transcript is spliced from 3 exons.
CUUUGAAUAAGAGAGAAGAGCAAUUAGGUUUUGGGACAGAGAAAGAAGAUAGACAAAACAAUGACUCUGUUUUUCAGCCGCGUCUUGACUCUCUCUGUACGCAAGGACAAUGCUCGUCUCUUCUCAUCGUUGCCGCAGUUACCGUAUUUGCUGAUGGGCGGUAAGAAGUUGCGAGAGUCUCCGGAGGGUAAAAUCGGGAAGCACAGGUUGUUCGAUCCGACAACUGAAGAGACAGUGUUUAGCAGUGAGAAGACGCUUCCCAAGAAGCUCAAUGGGAAACCUCUUGUGGGAGCAUCACAAGGUUGGACCGCUUCUCUGGACAACAAAGACCUUACCGUACAUAUCACGGAUGUGUACAAGCCAUGGCUCUCAUCUUCAAAAGUAAUAUCAUUGCCUUCGAUUGGGUUCAAGCCCUCAACCCAUCAAACGAGAGUGUCUCUCUCUUCUUCUGAUCCUGUCCAAGACGACUUCUCUGUGGCUGCAAAGUUCGACGAGUAUCAGCUAAGUGUGUGUAGGCCUUGUUGGGACUCUAAGUGGACUCACAUCGAGACAGCUUAUUCUCUUUUACCAGCCUCUGAUCUCAUGUACUCCAAGAGAGACAAAGUCUUCUACUUUACUAGUUUUAAGGGUAACUACAUGGCUUCGUUGGAUCUCAGCAACAACUACGAGCCCAAGUAUCAACACCUACGGCUUAGAAACCUGCCUAAGAUCCCAGAGGCAGGUUGGCAGAUGUUGGAUAAAUGUUUCAUGACCAACCACUUAGUGGAAUCUCCCUCUGGUGAACUUUUCUUCAUCAAGUGGUACACACAGUGCAUUCACAAAGAGGACGAAGAUGGGGAUUUGGAAUUUAUCCACAGCAGUACUAAGCGGUUCAUGAUCUUUAGGCAAGAUGGGAUGAGCAAAGACUUUUGUUACACGGAAGAUAUUGGAGAUGUCUGCAUCUUCCUUAGCAAAAGUGAAGCCUUCUCUCUCUCGGCAAGCAAGUACCCUAGGCUCAAACCUAACUCCAUCUAUUACGUUGGCCCUAGGCUUGGUUCUUACGAUCUGGCUUCUGGUACGGACCGCCCCUUCAACUUUGAUCGCCUUGGUGAACCCUCCCUGGUCCGCACCCCUUUCUGGCUUCAUCCAACUGACCCCGUUGCUUAACAAUGUGUCUUUCUGGUUCCUUUCCUUUCAAUCUAUUCUAUGAGCUUUAGCUAGGAUUUUGGUUUGUCUAGUUCAAUAAGUGGUCGUCUUUGUGUAAUGUAUCUUCAUCAUGCCACUUGUUAGGUGUGCUAUAUAUGAGCUUUUGUAUCUUGUGUUGUUCUUCACCAAGU